This is a messenger RNA of Suhomyces tanzawaensis NRRL Y-17324, 1830 nucleotides long. It is a transcript of the gene EXO70, whose product is annotated as GTP-Rho binding exocyst subunit. Gene Ontology annotation, molecular function: phosphatidylinositol-4,5-bisphosphate binding. Gene Ontology annotation, cellular component: exocyst. Bases 1 to 1830 code for a protein of 609 amino acids. The record is from RefSeq and is a predicted model, not a curated record. Lineage: Eukaryota; Fungi; Ascomycota; Pichiomycetes; Serinales; Debaryomycetaceae. Gene Ontology annotation, biological process: exocytosis. The transcript has a single exon.
AUGUCUUUCAAGGUCGACGUGGACGAGGCCGACGUGGCCGUUCUCAACCAGAACCUCGCCAGGUCCAAAGAAUUGUUCAAUUCCAUCUCGAUUUCCCUCAACAAAAUCGCCAACAAAUCCACCAAUGCUCUGAAGAAUAUCAAGCCUAUUCUUCGUGACGUGAACCAACUCUACGAGAACAAAAGACAAGUCGAGAACGGCAUCAAGUUGUUGAGCGACGUCAAUGAGAGUGCUGCGUUGAUCCACAAGCACGAAGACGUGCUCAACAACCCCAUCGAAAUGGUGGGGUUGAAGAAGUUCAUAGACACCUUAACCAAGAGCAGGACGUUGUUCAAGACUAUCCGUCCCAAAUUCAAGCAGUUCACAGGCAUAUUGAUCAACUUCGAGACAUUGAUCGACAAGUCGGAGAUCAAGCUCCAGGCAUACUUCCAGGGCUUGAUCAACUUGCCUGCGAGCAGGCUCUUGGAAAACAAGAGCAAAUUGGACGACAUCCAGGUGAUUUUCGCGUACUUUGCCAAAGACUCGGGCCAUGUGAACAAGAUCUACGUGCGGACCAGAAGCAUGAUCCUUCUCGAGAAAAUGAGGCCCAUGGAACAAGGCAUACAAAAGGCACCAGAGAGAAAUGCUCCUUACGAGCGUGGCACCAACGGAAUCAACCAGUUCAACAACGAGUUGAUCAAGCUGACCAAGCAGGAAUUGGAGCUCCUCGACGUGUUGCACUUGAACGGCUCAGAGCUCGGUAAUCCAGUGAUCGAACGUACGGUGAGCGAGCUCUACAACCAACUGAUCAUAGGACACUUCAAUCACAUAUUUUCCAGCGCUGCUGCCAUUAUCACCAACGACGUGUUGAUGAUGGAGGUCACGGAGAACUUGAUCCACUUCCAGCAGUUCCUCGACAAUUAUGGCCUCAAGCACAAAGAGUUCAACAACAAUGUCCAGCUCUACUUGACGAAAAACUCGGUCAUCUUCAAGGAAUACUUCCGUCUCAUCGAGAGCAAGAUGCUGGGCGUGCACAACUUCAACGACACCAACAUCCCCCAGAUCACGGUGGAUUUGAUCUCACGAGUCCGCAAGAUCAGCGAGUUCAGCAAGGCGUUGUUGAAGUUAAUUGAAAGCUACAAGUUGGGAGACUGGUUGAACAUCCAGCCCCCACCCAAGUUUGUCGUCACCUACACCUCGGUGAUCCCCAACACCUCCAAUGACGAGACUCCCCAGUACCUCUUGAGCUCGUUCUACUCCGAUAUCAUCGACAGCAUCACCAUCAACAUUGAGAACGGGUUGAAGGCCAGCGAGCCUGCGGUUAAAAAGUCUACCCAAGGGUUCUAUCUCAUCAAGAACCUCAUCAUGAUCGAAACCAUCAUCAACCGUUCGUCCACGUUGUUCGAGAGUUUGGGAAGCUUGGGGGUUGAAAGAUUGAACAAAUUGAAGAACAGGUUUCUCAAGACGUUUUUGGACGACUGGAACUACGCCUCGUACAUCAUUAUUCGUGACAUGACCACCAUAGCCACCAGCAACGCCCACGCGGGCAAUUCCUCGGGAAGUACAGGCUCGGUGGGCACUCAUUUGUCCAGCAAGGAAAAGGAGCUCAUCAAGGAAUUGUUCAAAAACUUCAACGAGUCGUUUGAGGAUGCCAUCCGCAACUACGAAAAAUACAACAUCACCGACACCAACUUGCGGACGUAUUUGGGGAACGAGAUCAGGAAGUUGAUAGUCAGUGCCUACAACAAGUUGUACGACAAGUAUGCCAACAGCGACUUCACCAAAAACAAGCCCAAGUACGUCAAGUACGACAAGCAGCUGUUUGAACGGUUGUUGAACGAGAAGUUGUAG